Messenger RNA from Cheilinus undulatus (humphead wrasse), 3513 nucleotides. RefSeq names its product ADP-ribosylation factor-binding protein GGA1-like. Lineage: Eukaryota; Metazoa; Chordata; Actinopteri; Labriformes; Labridae. Gene Ontology annotation, biological process: intracellular protein transport; vesicle-mediated transport. Bases 77 to 2047 code for a protein of 656 amino acids. Gene Ontology annotation, cellular component: trans-Golgi network. The transcript is spliced from 17 exons. The record is from RefSeq and is a predicted model, not a curated record. Gene Ontology annotation, molecular function: ubiquitin binding; small GTPase binding; phosphatidylinositol binding.
CACACCAUGGUCACGCAUUAAUUCAUGCACACACUAGCACCAUGGACUUUUAACAAGAGCACUGAUAAUUUACAUAAUGCUGACACUCAGAGACAAGGCCACCAACCCUUUGAAUAAAGCUACUGACUGGGAUAGUAUCCAGAGCUUCUGUGAUCAGCUGAACAAUGAACCAGAAGGUCCACAGCUUGCAACCAGACUUUUGGCCCAUAAAAUCCAGUCACCCCAGGAGUGGGAGGCUAUGCAGGCACUCAUGGUUCUUGAGACAUGCAUGAAAAACUGUGGAAAGAGAUUUCACACAGAGGUGGGAAAGUUUCGCUUUCUCAAUGAGCUCAUCAAGGUGGUCUCACCCAAGUAUUUGGGUGCCCGAGCGCCUGAGCCAGUGAAGAAGAAAGUUUUAGAAAUGGUGUACAGCUGGACAGUGAAUCUGCCUGAUGAAACCAAGAUAGCAGAGGCCUAUCAUAUGCUGAAAAAACAGGGCAUUGUCAAGCUGGAUCCUGUGCUUCCUGAGGACAAGCCCCAUGCACAAACUCCACCCAGAGCCAAAAGUGCCAUCUUUGAAGAUGAGGAGAAAUCCAAGAUGUUGUCUCGCUUAUUGAACAGCACUCACCCUGAGGAUUUAAGAGCAGCAAACAAGCUCAUUAAGGAAAUGGUCCAGGAGGACCAAAAGCGUGUGGAGAAAGUAUCAAAGCGGGUAAAUGCCAUCCAGGAGGUGAAAGAAAGUGUGAGCCUGCUGAGCCAGCUGCUAGAGGGCUACAACAAAGAGAGCUGCUCCCAGAGCAACCAGGAACUCAUCAAAGAUCUUUACCAGCGCUGUGAAAAGAUGAGACCGACCCUAUUCAGACUGGCAAGUGACACAGAGGACAGUGAUGAAGCUUUGGCGGAUAUUUUACAAGCCAACGACAGCCUGACACAGGUCAUCAACCUGUACAGACAGCUGGUAAAGGGAGAAGAUGUUUCAAAAGAUGGCAUAACCACGACCUCACAACCUGCCAGCAGUAGUUCAGCUCUUGUUGACUUGAUGGGGCUCAACACAUCAGCCAGCACAGCACCAUCCAACCCAGAGCCCUCCAACUUACAGACCCUGACUCAGAACGUGGGCAUCAGCCUUCUGGAUGAUGAGCUCAUGUCGCUGGGGCUAAAUUCAACAGAAAACUGUGACUUCCAGAACACCUUUCAAAUGCAAACUUCUGCUGAUGGCAUAGAAUCAUCGGCUCCAUCACUCCCUGCUGCGGUGUUGCUACCAGCUCUGGUCCAAACAACCCAGGCUCCACCAGCAGGGGGCCCUGUCGCUCCUAGUAAACCCAUGGAGGAGUUGGACUUAUUAGGGAAGACCUUGUUGCAGCAGUCCCUACCCCCAGAGAGCCAACAGGUCAAAUGGGAUAAGCUCCAAACUCAAUCCAGAGUAACCUUACGAGAUUUGCAGAAAUCCAGUGCCAACUCUAAACCUGCCACUAAUCCGAACACCACCUCCUCUGGUCCUACUCCCUCUCCAGUGCCAACAUCCAGCCUGGCCACCCAGCUAGAGCAGCCUGACUCUCUCCUCCUAUCCAAUCUCAGUGUCACAGCUGCAGAGAAAGGCACUCUGACUUCUGCUGAUCCCUAUGAAAACAUCUCUCUAGCUGACGUUACUGUGCCUCUGGAAAAAAUAAAACCUAGCAGCUUAUUACCAGUCACUGUAUUCGACAAACACAGUCUACGGGUUUUGUUCACCUUUGCCCGUGACUGCCCUCCAUCUCGGCCGGAUGUGUUGGUGGUGAUCAUCUCCAUGCUGUCCUCGGCUCCCAUACCUGUCACCAACAUCCGCUUUCAGGCAGCAGUACCAAAAGUGAUGAAAGUAAAGCUGCAGCCUCCUUCUAGCACUGAGCUCCCAGCCUUUAAUCCCAUCCUGCCUCCAGCAGCCAUCACACAGAUCCUCCUGUUGGCUAACCCUCACAAGGAAAAAGUACGUUUACGGUACAAGCUUACAUUCAACUUGGGGGACAAAUAUUAUGAUGAGUCUGGCGAUGUGGACCAGUUCCCCCCUCCUAACACCUGGGGAAACCUUUAGUGGGAAAGACCAACCUGCUGUCAUUUGAUCUGCUGCUGUUUCCCCAAUUUUAGGUUGAAAUUAUUCCUUGUUGCUGGCUUGAGGCUGGAUAGCCUCACUCCACUCAGACUCUAGUAUGAUAACACAAACUGAAGAGAGACUUGUGGGAACCAGCUUCUAUCUUGUGCCUUCCUUUCAGCCUUCUUCUCCUUAUUCAAUCAUCUCUGUGUUCAUGUGUUCAACGUCUACCUUUUCUACAACAAUAAGUCCAACAUAAAACUUUAAAAAUAAGCUGAUGGAUAAAUUAGUUCAAAGCAGUAAACCUUAAGGAAACAGUUGAGCCAUUUAAAAACUGAAUGUGUGCAUUAUUCAUUUAAACUACAAGAUACAGCCGUUGUCAUGCACUGUUUCCCUUUUUAUAUAAUAACCCUUGCAGUGUGAGGAAAAACAUCACAUACUUAAAGUUUGCCAGCAAGGGAAUGAUCCGAUUGGGGUUGAAACAUAUUGUUUUCUUUGUCUUGUCAAUAAUUCAAGCCUAAAGCUGAUUAAAUGCUUAAAGGGAUCUUUUGACCUUGUUUACAGUAUGGAAAAUGGCCAAAACGGCUUGUUUUUAAUGGGAACAGAUUUGAGUAUAGAAAAUUGAAGGAGUUGUUUGUAUUUUACCUGAUGAAUAAUAGAUUUUAAAUUCUUUUCCUAUCAAAUACUGAAUGAACCUCAUUGUUGGAAAAGUUCAGAGAUUUAAUUGUCAAAUAGCAAUUAGCAGAAAUCCUUCACUGUACCCAACUGUGUUUCUUUGGCCAAACACUAUGGUUCUCAAUGUUAUUGUAAAUCUGUGUAAAUCAUUGUACUUUCUCUUUUAUCCAAUGGAGAAGGUGCACAGAAAAAAGAAUGAAAAUGCUGUGAGUGGAAUAACAGAAAGAGACUUGAGAUAAUUGCAGCGGUAGCAACCAAUACAUAAUGAACUGCACACAGUCUUUUACGUGUUGUCUCAGUUGUAAUACUGUGUGGUAUUGUGGAAAGUUGUAGCAGGGCAGUGCAUGUGUCUAAGAUGUAACCAGUUUUUUUUUCCACAGUGCAUGUUUUGACUUGCCAGAAAAAACACAAGGUUACUAAUACUGGUGAAGAGCCAUUUUGUUCUCUUCAAAUGUGACAACGAGCCAACUUGACCUAUGAAUGACAGGACCCUCAAACUGUAGCAGCUAAGUUAGUCCAGCCAUCAUUCAUAUCAUUAUCUACACCUCUGCUUUUCGUGUGUCAAUGUGUUGAUCUGUCGAAAGACUGUAAAGAAGGGCACUUAAUCUCUCCCUUGUUAAAAUAUGAAAUGCACCCUUUAAUUUCUGCACUUUCCUUUGUCUCCUAAUGUUUGGGCACUUUUUUCUACUUUUCACUCAGGAUUUUGUUUUUACAGUUAUUUAAUGUGACUUGCAUAUGCAUACUUUGUUUAGACAGUGCACAUUCACUUUUUACAAUACAUUGUCCCAUUUUCA